GAUGUCUGCAUAGUCAAUCAAUCAAAAAUUCCUUCGUUUCGUCGUUAUUUUUCCCAUUUCUCCGACACAUCUUCCGUUCUGAACUUCUGAAUCUCGUAAUUAUUCUCGAGCUUUCAUUGAUGGCGUGAUCUCUGGCAUCGUCUUCCCAACUGAUUUAUUCGGCAUACUACUCCUACAAUUCUUCCAAGUUUCACGAAUCCUUGGUUGUUUGGAGAUGAAACGAUCUCGAGUUAGGGUUUCAGAGUGAUCGACUUAUGCUUUUCGUCCUCCAGUACAGUGAGGUCUCUUCUAUGAUCUGAGAUAAUAAAGCCAGGAAUGUCUUCUUUAAAUCCGUAUGCAGCAUCAUAUGUUCCACUCUCCAAAAGAGAGGAUGCUGAUAAAAAUGCUUUUGAGAUAAGUAGUGGUUCCAAGAUUGUUGAUACAGAUGCCUGGUCCAAAAAUUCCUCUGAAGGACAGGAGACAGAAGCGAACCAGCUCCCAGGCGAAGCUUCUCUUGAUUUUAAUGUGCAUGGUAUUGAAGAACUACUCAAUUCGAUGGAUUUAACUCAGAAAAGCCACAUGGAUGACAAUUCUCAUGAUUCAUUGUCAUGCAAUCCUAGUUACGCAACAGAAAAGCACAAUACAUAUGACGAUUUUGAGAUGGAUCUAGCAUACCUUGCUACCAUGUUCCCUAGUUUAUCAGAUCAAUCACUAGUUGAUGUAUACUCUGCAAAUGCAGGUGACCUGGAAGCCUCAGUUGAUAUGCUCCACCAACUUGAGGUAUACCCAGCGGAUGCAUCUCAACAUCUUCCAGACAGCUUAGACAUUGGUGACGUGCCAGGAUUUGAAUCUCCAGAUGAAGAAGAACCGUCUAUAAGGCUGAACACUUCUGGUGAAGCCAGUGGAUCAUCAUCUUGUCCAUUGCCAUCUACCUCUUGACAUGACCUCUGCUGUUUGUGAUUGUGUGGUAAGACGCGAUUAGGGAGGGUUCUUUCCUCGAGUGAAAUUGGAAAUAUCGUCAUGGUACAUGUUGUAAUUCUUCAUUGAUGUGUUCAUUCUCUUUUGUCUUCUAGAGUUCUGCUUCAUCGGUAAUCCCUUGUGCGGUUUUUCUUCUGCGUUAAUGUUGAUCGCACUUUAUCAAAUGAAAGUAAUUUUCCCCCUUUUUAUC
Molecule: messenger RNA, 1147 nt
Organism: Nelumbo nucifera (sacred lotus)
Lineage: Eukaryota; Viridiplantae; Streptophyta; Magnoliopsida; Proteales; Nelumbonaceae
Product: polyadenylate-binding protein-interacting protein 6
Molecular function (GO): ubiquitin binding
Source: RefSeq, a predicted model, not a curated record